AGCUCCUCUCUACAAUCCCCAGCACCCUACCAACAUGCAUCCUGCCACCUUAGUCUACACUUGCUCCUUCUUGCUGCUGGUAGGGGCUUUGCCUGGCUGGACAGCUGAAAUUGACCCCUUUGGGAAGGUCAUUGAGGGCAUCAACCAUGGGCUAAGCAAUGCUGAAAGGGAGGUGGGCAAGGCCCUGGAUGGCAUCAAUCAUGGGAUCACUCAAGCUGGCAGAGAAGUAGAGAAAGUUUUCAACGGCCUUAGCAGCAUUGGAAAAGAGGCUAGCAGGGAGGUAGACAAAGGCGUUCAAGGGAUCAACCACAGUCUGGACCAACUGGCCCAUGGAGCUGGCCAUGCUGCUGGGCAGGCAGGGAAGGAAACAGAGAAAGUGAUCCAAGGCGCCAACCAUGGGCUCACCAACACCGGGAAGGAAGUGGACAAGGGCAUCCACGAUGUGAAUCAUGCUGUCGGGCAGGCCGGGAAGGAGGUAGAGAAGUUUGGCCAAGGGGUCAACCAUGCUGCUGGGCAGGCAGAGAAGGAGAUAGAGAAGGUAAACCAAGGGGUCCACCAUGCUGCUGGGCAAGCUGGGAAAGAACUGGAGAAGGUCAAGGAGGAUGUCCACCAAGGGGUCAACCAAGCCGGCAAGGAGGCCAACCAGCUGCUGAAUGGAGCUCAUCACGGAGGAGCUGGCGGCAGCGGGGUAGGAGUCACACCCUUGAACUCUGGGGCCUCGGUCAACACACUCUUCAUCAACUUACCAGCUCUGUGGAAAAGCAUCGUCAACAUGGGCCUGUGAACUGAUUGAUGGGCUUUGUCCGGCUGUGCCGAACAGGUUCUGUGGAUCGGUCUUCCAAGUGCUUGUGGAGAACUUGGGGGGGGGCGUGCUGUGUGGGCGGGGAACCACUUCCAGGACACAAGGAGUGGGGACAUUGUUAAUAAACAUGAUAAACUGGUACUCACUCCCCCUUUGUAUCUUUUAACAGUUUUCUUUUUUUUUAAUUAUGAACUUAAAUGCAAGCAUUUCCACAUACCAGGGUAUGUGAACCCGUAUGGGUUGAAAAGCUUGUCAAAGGGGUAUAGGGAAUAUCUGCUAAAUAACUGUAUUAUCUUAUUUAAAUAUUCCCAGAAUAGUAGUGAUUAGUGAAAAAAAUUUACAUUUAAUGACUUUAUGAUACUAAAAAUGUUAUGGAUUCAAUAAAGUUUCUUUAUGAAAAUUAA
This is a messenger RNA of Vombatus ursinus (common wombat), 1206 nucleotides long. It is a transcript of the gene SBSN, whose product is annotated as suprabasin. The record is from RefSeq and is a predicted model, not a curated record. Bases 35 to 784 code for a protein of 249 amino acids. NCBI's taxonomy places the organism in Eukaryota, Metazoa, Chordata, Mammalia, Diprotodontia, Vombatidae. The transcript has 5 exons.